Messenger RNA from Belonocnema kinseyi, 1274 nucleotides. Its product is annotated as lipase 1-like. The transcript is spliced from 8 exons. Gene Ontology annotation, molecular function: hydrolase activity, acting on ester bonds. The record is from RefSeq and is a predicted model, not a curated record. Gene Ontology annotation, biological process: lipid metabolic process. Bases 6 to 1193 code for a protein of 395 amino acids. NCBI's taxonomy places the organism in Eukaryota, Metazoa, Arthropoda, Insecta, Hymenoptera, Cynipidae.
GCAAGAUGAAAAAAAACGUAGUAUUUUGGUUAAUUUUAUUCUGCAAUGCUAUUUAUUCUGUUUCGAGUUCACCAGAAGAUCCAUACAGGAAAAUUGAGGAAAUAAUCACAAGGGAUGGGUAUCCUUUCGAAAGCCAUUUGGUUCAAACAGAAGAUGGUUUUACUAGUGAAAUUCAUCGAAUUUCAGGUGGUAAAGGUGAAAAAGCGAAUCAAAAGGUAUCUGACAGACCACCUGUUCUUUUAUUUAAUGCAUUAUUUCAAUCUUCAGCCACUUGGGUUUCAACUGGUCCACGAAUUUCCCUAGCUUAUCUAUUGGCUGACAAUGGCUUCGACGUAUGGCUGGGGAAUUGCCGUGGAAAUUUGUUUGCUAGAAAUCAUACGACUUAUGUGGAUCUGAGUUACGGUUUCUGGAACUUUAGUUGGCAUGAAAUGGGAAUGUAUGAUAUACCAGCAGCGAUAGAUUUCAUUUUGGAAAUAACUGGAAGAAGUCAACUAUAUUAUGUAUGUCAUUCUCAAGGAUGUACGAGCGCAUAUAUCAUGGGAGCUUUGAAACCUGAAUAUAAUCAAAAACUUCGUUUCUCAGUACACAUGGGACCUGUUGCAUUUUUGGGAAACAUCCGAGGCAUUGCACGAAUUUUUGGACCUAUAGUUGCAAUUUUUUUGAAACCACUUAUUGAAAAAACGGGUCAUUUCGAAAUCUCAGGUAAUGCCCUAGUUACAACUAUAUUCAGGCAAAUAAUUUUGCACCCACCAUGGUUUGACAUCGUUUUCGGUGCAAUUUAUGCAUUUACCGGACCGGGUAUAUUAUCUAACAACGAAGGACCAGUGAAUGAUACUCUUCCAUAUACGAUAACAGGAGCUUCUACUAAACUGGUUCUACAUUACGCACAAGGAGUUCUUAAUCCAUAUACUUUUCGACAAUACGACUACGGUAGUGUGCAAAAUCUAAAAAUAUAUAAUUCAGUAGAGCCUCCAAGUUAUCCAUUAGAAAAGGUUACAACGCCCAUAGCACUUAUUGAGGGCACAAACGAUUUUUGUGCAACCAAACGGGAUCUGGAUUACUUAGUAAAAAAACUGCCAAAUGUUGUUGGUAGGUUCGAGUAUCCACUUAACCAUGUCGAAUUUGCAUACCAUAUAAAUUUGAAAAAACUUGGGUAUAAUAAAAUUGUGGAGUUGUUACAGCAAUACAAAUAGGCAGCAUUAUAAAGGAUGAGAAAUAAAAUAAUUUUACGUUCAAACAAGGUCAUUAAUUAAAUAAUUGAUUAAUUAAAUUAA